Molecule: messenger RNA, 975 nt
Organism: Scomber japonicus (chub mackerel)
Lineage: Eukaryota; Metazoa; Chordata; Actinopteri; Scombriformes; Scombridae
Gene: pir
Product: pirin
Exons: 10
Coding region: 100-975 (291 amino acids)
Biological process (GO): monocyte differentiation
Cellular component (GO): nucleus
Molecular function (GO): quercetin 2,3-dioxygenase activity
Source: RefSeq, a predicted model, not a curated record
GUUGUCACGAUCAUAAAUCGGGGUUUUCUUCAAAUUACACCAGGAAAACACUCAAAACAGUCAGAAUAGUGUCGGGUCUGGCUGUCUUGUACUUUCAGCAUGUUGAAUGUGAGGAGAGUUGACAGAACAGUUUUGAGUGUGGAACAAUCUGAGGGAGUCGGUGCUCAUGUCCGAAGGAGCAUCGGUAGAAAGGAGCUGAGGAACCUGGAUCCUUUUCUGAUGUUGGAUGAGUUUAGAGUGAGCAAGCCCUCAGGUUUUCCAGACCACCCUCACAGAGGAUUUGAGACGGUGACGUAUGUUUUAGAAGGGAUCAACGCCCAUGAAGACUUCUGUGGCCAUUCAGGACAACUGAAACCUGGAGAUCUGCAAUGGAUGACUGCAGGACGGGGGGUGGUCCAUGCUGAGAUGCCCAUCUCAGAGGAGCCGGUGGUGGGCUUACAGUUGUGGGUGAACCUGUCGAGACGAGACAAGAUGGUGGAACCAGCGUACCAGGAGCUCCGAGCCUCAGAGAUACCCAAACCAAGCCAAGGAGGGGUUACAGUCGCUGUGAUAUCUGGAGAAGCUUUAGGAGUGAAGUCCAAGGUCUUCACAAGGACACCGACCCUGUACCUGGACUUCAAACUGCAGGCAGGAGCCCAGUGCAUGCAGCCAGUCCCAUCAGGAUGGACUACAUUCAUCUACACACUAUCGGGAUCCAUUCAUGUUGGUCCGGAUCGGGAGCAGCAGAAGGUAGAACCUCAUCACACAGUGGUGUUCAGAGAUGGAGACUGUGUUAAAGUUGAAAACAAGGACCCUGAAAUAUCCCAUUUUGUGCUGAUUGCUGGAGAACCAAUCAAAGAGCCUGUUGUACAACAUGGUCCAUUCGUAAUGAGCACAGAGGAAGAGAUUGAACAGGCAAUCAAAGAUUACAAAACUGGCAGAAAUGGCUUUGAAAAGGCAAUUACCUGGAGAUCCAAGAUCAGAGAUAGUCUCUGA